Messenger RNA from Vollenhovia emeryi, 2267 nucleotides. RefSeq names its product HAUS augmin-like complex subunit 3. The transcript has 9 exons. Gene Ontology annotation, cellular component: centrosome; HAUS complex; mitotic spindle. NCBI's taxonomy places the organism in Eukaryota, Metazoa, Arthropoda, Insecta, Hymenoptera, Formicidae. The record is from RefSeq and is a predicted model, not a curated record. Gene Ontology annotation, biological process: centrosome cycle; spindle assembly. Bases 172 to 2025 code for a protein of 617 amino acids.
GCCCUUUUCAGGAUCGUACCCAGGAAAGGGCAUAAUACUGCUGGAAAUAGCACGCUGCGAAACGAGGCUGUUUAGAGUGUUUACGGCGUGCUGUGGGAUCCAGAACCUUUUACUGGUACUGAAGCGAGAAAGAGACUACCGGGAAGGGCGAGAAGGAGUAAGCGCGACAAGAUGAGCAGAAAGACGAGCGUUACCGGUAAAGUACUUUACAACAAGAUAUGCGAGCUACGUCCAGAUCUGUCGUCGGGGACGACAUCCGACAUCUUGAGCAAGGUCUGCAACGAUCCGAGCACGCAGCCCUUUCUGGAGUGGUUCUGCAAGAACGUGAGCAGCGCCAAUAUUCUCUCCAGAGAGGAGAUGGAAUUAAAAAAUACAUUGGAAAAUGCAGGCGAACAGUUAAAGGGCGAAGCGCUGGACGCUGCGCUGGAAGAAGCCACUAAAGAUUGCCCGGACCUGUUGAAACUUGUCAGCCUGGACGAUACGUGUCAGGAGGAUCUGUUUGCAGAAUAUGAAGCGUUGAAGGAGAGCUGCAGAAAGGACGAGGAGUAUCUGCAGUCGUUAAAGCAGGGUAUAAAAGUUCUGAAGGAAGUCGAAAACAAGUUGGACGACGACAUCGAGGAGGAAGAAGCCAUGCUGAAUAAAGAGCAGAUCGAGCUGGAGAAGACGUACGAGGACUGCAGCGUUGUUCUGAAAGAAUUUGAUGAUGCUAAUUGUCAAUUUUCCAAGGAUAUCGAGUGCCUUCUGAACGUGUACGCCAAUGCGGCUAAGAAUCAAGGCAAGGCGGUGUUAUGGUCACAAAUGCCCAUCGACUCGUUUAUGAAGCAGAUCGAACUCUACGUUCGCUCUCUGGGUAUUCACAUAAAGAAGCAAUUCGGAACUGGCGCUACGAAGGAUAAGCAGGAAGAGGAUUCCAAUUAUGUAUCUCUGAUGAGUGACAGCAGGGAUAAGCAGAUGGAUGAAAAAUUACACGAAUUGUCCUUGUGUGAAACAAAUUUGACCAGUUCUAAGGUAGAUGAGAUUAAUGCUGGUGCUGAAGAGAAAUCUUACAUGGCAAUGUUGGAAUGCGCACAGGAUAUCUACAAUGGUGGCGUUUUGAAAGUGCCUGGUAGUAGUAAAUUGCAAGACGAGAUACAGACGUUGACUAUACAAAGGGAUAGUUUGGAGCAGAAUGUUGAGCUUUUGCGGGAUCAGCAGCUAUCGGUGGCAGCGCAAUAUGCGGAAAUGGAGAUAAUAAAGAUCUUGAAGAACGACACCCUCGCCCGUCUCGAGCGGAGGAAAGCGCGCCUCGAAAGGCUCAAGAAUUUACACUCGCUUGUGGGAAAGCACGGGCAUGUUCACGUCGACUUGCUGUGUAUGUUAAUGGAAAUGCAGUUUCGUUGCCUGCGCGAUGUUGCUGAAUUCAUCGCUGACACUCGCCAUUACCUUACCACGGAAUACGAGCUUUCCUCCACAAGAUGCGAAGUCUUGCAGCAAAAACAGGACGAAUACGCGACUCUCGUGAACGUGCAAUCUCCGAAAACCUGUAAUGUGUUUAAUCAAUUAUUCAUGUCCAUGAUGCUCGGCGAUGAUAACUCGGACAAGUCGCAGCUCUCUGCCGCUUUGAAGAGAUACGACGACCUCAUAGCUGACAACGCGGAAAAGAAGAAAUUAAUGUUGGAAACGUAUCUGACUGAUAAAAUAGACAAAUUACGGGAAUUGAAAAGCGAAGUCGAUAAGGAUUACACGGCCGAGACGCGAACCGGACCGACGAUCAGCCUCAAGCCAGCUUCAUAUGAAAUAAGCACAAAGUUCGAGGAAAUAUCCGCGACCGUUCAAGAGGUGCAGGGAGAUAUAACGAAGAUGAGAAGUCGUUUGAAAGAACGAAUGAGGAUGGACGUCAAUCUGGAACGCGAGAAGGACAUUUUAUGGCAGAGAUUCUUGGUGGAGCCCGAUACAUUAAGGAUGAAAUACGAGCAAGCCGAACAAAGAGCGAAUGAGUCUCACUUCGGAGAUGCCGUAGAAAGUAAACCGAGUGAGGCAAAUUAACGAAUUAUAUAGAAGGAACGAGAAGUGUCGAGAACAUCAGCUGGAUGACGAGGUGGAAGAGACGGAAACCGUGCUGAAUGAAUGAGCUGAUCGUAUUCUAAAUGUUAUUCCGAAGGAUUUUGAUGGAAAUAAUUGUCACCGUUUCAAGGAUAUCCAGUAUUGUAAUUAUAAAAUAUUUCUAUUUUUCAAUGCUUAUGUAUUUUUAUAUUCUUGUUAAAUUAAACGAAUUGCAAAAUAACGCA